Molecule: messenger RNA, 711 nt
Organism: Gongylonema pulchrum
Lineage: Eukaryota; Metazoa; Nematoda; Chromadorea; Rhabditida; Gongylonematidae
Source: the annotation of a GenBank genome assembly
AUGUUCAAUGUUGUGCUGGAAUGUUUGCGAUUCGCGUACACAUUUCUCGAAGUGCUGCUCAACUACAUCUCAAAGCCGUCGCAUCUCAUCAACACUCUCCUGCACCGCGACGGCGACAGCAACCAGUACAUUGGCGGUGCCAGCGGCGGCCAGGAGUCGGUCCAUACAAUAAGAGGAACUGCAUUAUUUCAGGAAGCGCUGAGUAAAUUGCUAAUUCACAGCUCACGUGCUGGCAUCAGAAGGGUUACGCUCUACGACCCUUGGUCAUAUAUCUCCUCAAAACAAGAGAUUCUACGGCACUUAACGCAAAAUCUCAUGUUGAAGAGUUGUUCGAAGAAUUGCAGCAUUGUAUUUUGCGAGGCAGAGGACAACAGCUUCCCCACUGGUCCACAGUGUACUACAGUUAAGAUACUCAGCGGAAACGAUGGACGGCAGUCACUGGUUCGAGCUUGCCGAAAAUUGUGCAGAUCACAUGAGCCAGCAGAAAUAACGCUUGAACGGGUAUCGAAGUGCCUCGCUCAGGAACAUAUCUAUGAACCAGACUUUUUAUUACGAAUAGGAGAUUUAGAAACAUUGGCAGGUUACCCAGCCUGGGCAUUGAGAGUUACGGAGAUUCUUUCACUGAGAAAUCUUGCUAGCAAUUUCUCAUAUCGUCAAUUUCUUUCUUACUUGCAUGAUUAUUCCUCAAGAGAUCGACGCUUUGGAAGAUAG